This is a messenger RNA of Lethenteron reissneri (Far Eastern brook lamprey), 932 nucleotides long. Its product is annotated as intraflagellar transport protein 122 homolog. Gene Ontology annotation, molecular function: protein binding. The record is from RefSeq and is a predicted model, not a curated record. NCBI's taxonomy places the organism in Eukaryota, Metazoa, Chordata, Hyperoartia, Petromyzontiformes, Petromyzontidae. Gene Ontology annotation, biological process: protein localization to cilium; non-motile cilium assembly; intraciliary retrograde transport. Gene Ontology annotation, cellular component: non-motile cilium; intraciliary transport particle A.
GGCACCCUGUACGUUGUACGGAAUUAAAUUGCGCUCUGUCACAUUGCACGUCGGUGCAGAGCUUUGUAACAAACAAACAACGAAGACGUUUAACAAAUUAAACUUUAGCUUCUCGGUUAAAAGGGUCAAUUAACUAAGGGUUACGGGAGAGAUUAAAAGUCACCAUGAGGGCCGUCCCGUCGUGGAACGACAAAGCGUACGACAAGGAUAAAGCGGAGCAAUGCAUAAAUGACUUGGCGUUCAAACCAGAUGGGACACAGCUGAUCGUGGCAGCAGGCACCAAGGUCCUGGUUUAUGACACGUCGGAUGGGACGCUGAUACAGCCACUGAAAGGACACAAAGACACAGUAUAUUGCGUGGCAUAUGCAAAGGAUGGGAAACGCUUUGCCUCUGGCUCAGCAGACAAAAGCGUCAUCAUUUGGACGUCCAAGCUUGAAGGGAUCCUCAAAUACACGCACAAUGACGUCAUCCAGAGUGUGGCCUAUAACCCCGUGAGCCACCAGUUGGCCUCAUGUUCCUCUAGCGAUUUUGGGUUGUGGUCACCAGAGCAGAAGUCAGUGCAGAAGCACAAGGCUUCCAGUCGCAUAACAGUGCUGCAGGUAACGCCUGCUGCGGUAAAACACACGCGUGUUUUAACACGUGCUGCGGAAAAAAAUAUGCGUGCAGGUGGUUGGGCGGAUUAGAGGUCACAACAAUGAGCCCCUUGGUUCAUAUCCAGGUGUCAGCCACUUGUGAUUAAACCGGGUACUGAGGUGUCAAUAAUUUUAACGGCCAUCAAUUACUGCACGAAAUGCGCAUCGCAUUAAAUUGGAAUUUUGAAAAAUUCCUGCUCGUGAGAAUUCAAAUGUUGGUUUGUCACGCGGCGAACUUUCCUGUCAGUGGAAGAGCAGGUGGGAAAGUGGAGCAGAGGUCGCUUGAAGGAAUCUUCAGGA